Molecule: messenger RNA, 295 nt
Organism: Staurois parvus
Lineage: Eukaryota; Metazoa; Chordata; Amphibia; Anura; Ranidae
Source: the annotation of a GenBank genome assembly
AUGGCGGCUCCUUUGCCAGUUCUGCUUCUCGGCUCGCUCCGUCACCCGGAUUACAGAAGGUGGGAAGGCGCGGAGCAGUUGCCCCCCCGGAUGGUUCUUCUACAAGGCGAAUUGCUAUGGAUACUUCCGAUACCCCCUGAGCUGGGCGGAGGCUGAGUACGACUGCCAGUCAUAUGGACAUGGAGCACAUCUGGCCUCCGUUAUGGACUCUGCUGAAGCCGAUAUCAUUGCCUCCCAUAUCUCUGCCUACCAGAAGAACCAGCCAGUGUGGAUUGGACUGCAUGACCCUGAGCAG